Molecule: messenger RNA, 3815 nt
Organism: Patiria miniata (bat star)
Lineage: Eukaryota; Metazoa; Echinodermata; Asteroidea; Valvatida; Asterinidae
Exons: 10
Coding region: 270-3002 (910 amino acids)
Source: RefSeq, a predicted model, not a curated record
UUGGUUGAUUUGUCCCUGAAGCUGUGCCUAAAAAAUGGUCUUUAUCUGCUGCUUUUUCAGACUCAGAUGUUGGUAGUUGACAUUUUGAGUCUCGGAGAAUAGGACUGCUACCUGCAAUCUUGUCAGGAAGAAUGUCAUGUUAAUUUAUUUUGAAGAAAUGAGGCCUAGAUGAACUCCAGUCAACCAUGUCUUCAAGAAGAACAACAAAGAAGUGUCUCCAACUUCAACAACACAGGAUGCAACACAGAAUCCAAACACCGACCUAAAGAAUGGCCUACAACCAGCCGUCACCCACUGCGUCAAGAAAAUCUCCCCGGAGUCGUUCCCUUCACAACUCCACGUUUUUGUCGCAGUCCGGUUUGAAUGAUACCUUGCACAGCACCCAGAGUCUGAGCGGCCGUUCCUCGAUCAUGACGUACAAGAGUACGCAGUAUCCGUCGGCCUCUGCGGCACUGGCUGCUUACAUCAGUGACUUUGAGGGCGCUCAUCCGCUUAGCAAGACGUACCAUCGGACGGUGGAAGAUCUCUUGACUCCAAGGUCAGUUCUGCUGCGGACAGUUGAUCGGAGCUUGGACACCGGUGUGCGGGAUACCAGGGCAGAGUGGCGGCGAUAUGUCUCCAAGAAGCUGUUAGACGAAUCUUACAGUGAGAUGGUCCAAGCAGAUCUGGAAAGAGAAAAAGCACAAAGCCUGAUUGAGUCGACCCGCCACCUAACCUCUGACCUUUCACCUCUUCCUGGCAGCUCGGUCGUCACCGAGAUGGAGAGUGAAGUCAGCGUCUCAACUGAUGCCCUCCUUCUUGCCCCUCCUUAUCCUCCCAUCAGACAUCCCCCGCCUCCACGACCCAAGGACUUCAUCCCAAGAGAGAGUCUGACACUCAAAACGGAAGCUUUAAGAAGGAUUGAGAACCGUAGACUUGAGGAAAGGAGGAUGCAGAGUUCCAGACGACAAGGUUUGGCAGCAGGGAGGUCACAGGCUGAAGCUAGCUCCAGGUUGAAACCGGGUCAUGUUCCUCAGUUUCCCUCAGAUAUAUCACCUGUUAAGAAACUAGCUACGAGCUCUGUACCCUCUGUUGGCAGAAAAGGUCACCUUGUGAACAACUCGGGACGUAGUCCUAAAUUUGAAAAUCUGACAAAUUUGCAGACAAGGAGGAGUCCUUUCAAAGAUGGAUCUGGUGUGGGAGUGGCUCCAGGCUUACAAGAAGACCAGAAUUUGUCAGGAGGUAGUCCUGGAGACGAGAGAAACCCGCUUCGGAGACAAAAUCUCCACACAGAUGGUCGCAGACCUCCACCAAGUUGGAUUCAGGAUUUGGAGGGGUCAGGCAUAAGUGGCCUGAUCUCCGGGCCCCAUCCUGGUGGUAGGGCUCCUCCUAGUUGGAUCCAAGAGCUUGAUGCAUCUCAGUUGACAAGCCUUCCUUCUAGGGCCCAUGCUGGCGGCAGGGCUCCUCCAAGCUGGAUCCAAGACCUGGAAGCAUCUGGAAUCAGCAGCCGUGUCAAGUCCAAAACACAAGAUCAAAGAGACGGUGGCAGACCACCACCCAGCUGGAUUCAAGACCUCAACUCUACCUUCACAAGUGGGAUCCACGGCUCUAAUACUACCGCAAAGCAUCCUGAAUAUCUAGCAACUCACACACUAGGCCGUGGAAGGCUGUCAACUCAGAACAGAGACCCUCUUAGAAGAUCCAACUCUGCAAGUGAUCUCAUAACAAGUGCCGUCUUCCAUGAUGUUACAGCGACAAACCAACCACCUGGGCUGACGGUCAGAGAUUUUGACUACUCAGAACAUAUCUCAAGAAGUCUUGAAAAGGAGAGACUUCCAGAAGAUUCUAAGAGAGGUCCAACCUCAAGCAGAACUGUCAAAUUCUCAGAGAAUGCCAAACCAAAGAAGACGUACAGUUACACUACGGAUGAUCUGAUUUCAGCAUCCCCUACCGGUAAAGUUUUCCACUUGCCACAACGCACCUCUAGAGGGCAGUAUUCAGCAAACGCAUUCUCCAACAAGUAUUCGCACUCAAACUCGAGACAUCACACCUUAUACGACGACCGCUUAGCAUCUAAGAGAAGUCUUGGUGCAGCAAGAGAACUUUUCCAGCACGAAGCAAAUUCCGCUCGAGGAGAUGCAAUCGAUUUGUUGUCCAGCACACCGAAGCACAGUGUUGAUUUUGAUCCAAAUUUUGCCAGACGAUCAGUGAAUGGGCAUGCUAGCAAAGGAUUGACACCCCAUAGCGACGGUGGCUAUAGUGUGGACACGUUCGCUAGAAAGAUGGAACAAACAUUUGAUGACGUUGAUGGAGAGAGAGAAGAUGCCUUACUAGAGAGAGCUGAGAAAGUCCUGGAUGCAGCCAGGGCAUCUAGGGGCAAACCCAAUCCCUCCUUGACUCGUCACCAUUUUGAGGAAUCUGAUCGUCGGGAGGAUGCGGAUCGCCAUGACAACAGCUUACUCACGGAGGAGAUCUUGGAUGGGGAUCGGCCGUGGGAAAGGAACUUGCCAACGUACAAGCCUGUGAAUCCGGCACUAGACUCCAGCCAGGACAAGCCCCAUCAUCAGCAGGACAUCGUGACCCAGUUCCUCGAGGAUUGUCUGCGAUCGACCAGCGAGGUCAAACCAAAACUGACCGGCGGAUCCCAACCGGGCCCGGUAGAAGCCUUGAAGAAUAUGCUGUUCACGCUACAAGGGAUGGACCCCGACACACAGAGCAUUGCCAACGACGCUGCCCUGGUAUCGGAGAAAGAGGAACGACAGACUUCAUCAUCGACAGAAACCUCAACAUCAUCACUCUUAAGGUCAAAGAAUACGGUAGGACUGGCAAAUGCUAGGAAGCAGGUGACAGACAAAGACACGACCUCGUCGUCAGGGAGUGGGACCAACUUUGACGAAGCGCCAGGCGGAAAGUCUCUCCAGAGAGCUAUGGAGCACCUCUCUCGACUGAAGGUCCUAGUUAAUGGAGGAAGUUGUCACAAUUCGCAUCCAUCCUCCACCAACGCGCAGGUCAUGUCAAAGUGAAGACAUGAGGCCAAGGAGUUGCUAAGAAGGAGGCUAGCUGGGGGCUGAGUGGAAAAAAAGAAGUGUGUCCUGUUUAUAGUUCUAGACAAAUUUGCCGAAAUAACUUUUUCCCAAUUGUCAACUCAAGGCCUUAUUAGAACUUGCCUUUACGCAGAUGAAAUUUACUAAGGAUAUGAAGGAAAAAAAAUGUUUCCAUCUCUGAAGACUGCUGGUUUAUGCAGGGUUCUAGAAUUUAUUUUAAUACAGAAAAAUACAAUCUUGGAUAAUUUUUUAAUGAUGACAAUUAUACAAAUGAGGGUACUUACACACUAUAAGGAAUUGUCAAUACAUUUGUUCAUCGUACAUUUUUGUUAUUUUAUUACAUGAAAUAAACAUGCCACGAAUUUGCACUGCAAAAUCUUCAGAGCUAUAAGUUCACACCGUGAAAAUUGGUAUGUUGGAACAGGAUAAUUUGAAAUUGUGAGCUACAAGUGUCUAAGGCUUUGUUUCAGAAUUUGCUUAGAUUCACAACCAGAACAUUUACGUUCCUCUCUUAAAAACAUGAAUGGUGCUCAUUUGUUCCCUCUUCUAAAUUGAUUGCCAAUUUCUAAACAGAAAAUUGGAACUGAGGUGAAGUAUAUUGUAUUCAUGCCAAUUAAAUAAUCUAAAAUGUUAGUAUCAUUUGUAAAUACUAUUUCUGUGUUUUCUAAAGUGCCUUUAAAUUUGUGAGGUUGUUAAAAGCAUUUCUGUACUAUGUGUGUGCCCCAUAGCAAUUAAACUUUGAAUUUGAAAAAAAGGUCUUUCACUGAAAUAAAAGAAGAAUUGUAGAAUGUA